AAUGCAAACAUUGUAACUAUGUUAAACGUUUAUAACUGUAUUCUGUUGAACCGCUGACUAGUUACCGUUUGUUGCGUCGUCUUAGUCAAACAUGUAGUUUUAACUUCGCUGUCCGAAAAUGUAUGCACCCCUGUGUGUUUUGUUUUGUUUUGUUUUUGUGUUGUGGCUCCAGGUCUAUUAUGAAUGUACAGUUGUUAUAUAUUUGUUCCAUGACUGUGAGCAGGCAGACAGCAGCAGUGACCAUGACAGUGACAGACUGAAAGCUGCUCAGUUCAUCAGGGAGGCCGAGAUAAACAGGAGGCAGAUUGAAAAGUUAGAGAAAGAGAUUGCACUGAGUAUCCAGUGCAGAAAGAAUGACUGGACAUUUUAUUCUGCAGAACUGGAAGGGUAUGGGAAAGGGCUGGAGGAAGAGAGAAAUGCAGACAGAAUUAAUUUUCAAAAGCAACUGGUGAAGAUGCAUAAUGGUGUGAGGAAAUUUCAGAGACAGCUGGUGGAUGUGAAGCCAACCCCUCAGUUGAUUGAACGACUUAAAGAAAUAAUGUCAGAGGUGGAAAUCUCCAUUAACACCCUUAAAGAGGAACAGCGCUCAUGCUAUGAGGCACUUCUUAGGGAGGAGAGGACAUGUAGACAAGAGGUCACUGCUUAUGAAAGGAGGAUUGAAAACUGGAUCCUUGCUCUCAAAUCAGACCCCACACCACCAACAUCUCACUCUGAUAAGACCAAACCCCCAGACAAUGACCUGCCUGCAGAGGUCAGAGCACUGGAAGCUUUCCUGCAGAAGACAGGAGGCCCUUAUGGUGGCUGGGACCAAUAUGACCACCAAGCCUUCCUGAAAGUCUGGACAAAGUACAGUGGGCAACCAGCCUACAGGAAAGAGGCCAGUCUUUACCUGCUUGAUAAAACUUUGGAGGACAUAGAGCAACACGAGGACUGGCAUCAGCAGCUGAUCUGUCUGCAGGACAGAAAGAGAGAGGCUAUUCAGCGGUGGAAAGCCAGCAAAAAUCAGGAACGUCAGAGCAGAAUACAGAGUCAGGAAGAGGCAGAAAGGAGGGAGAAGGAGGCCAAGACUCAGGUCCAGCAACACAGGACUGAAGAGGAGAGGAGAGAGACGGUACAGCAACUGGAGCAGUGGAGAGAAGAGAGGAGAAGGAAAGCAGAACAGGAAGAGGAACAGAGAACGUUGGAGGAGAUACAAAAGAGGAGACAGGAAAAGGAAGAACGACACCGCCAGCUGGAGGUGAAGCUGAUCAUUGAGGAGGAGCUACAUAAGAAGAGAGAGGAGGAUGAGGAACAGGAGAGGUGGAGGAGAGAGGAGGAACUGAGGGAGAUGAAUGAGAGGAGGAGAGAGGCAACAAAGGGGAUCAAACGCUUUAAUGAAAGGGAUCUUCACAGGGUGGAGGCAAAGCUUCAAGAGAAACAGCUGAGGGAAAAAGAGGAAGAGGAAAGACAGAAGAGAAUUGCUGUUAAGUUGAAGGAAAAGGUGGAUGGUCACGUCAGCAGAGAUCCCUCCAGACUUACCCGUCCCACUAAGGGAUGGGAGGAGCGAAUGAAGCACGUUGGACCUUCAGGAGGGGGACCUCUACUACAGAUGUUUCACAGAGCUGUUCCUUCUUGGAGACAAGGCCUGUGAUGAGCAGUUAUUGGAAGCCACUCAAGCUGCCGUGAAAUACAUUUCACUAUGUCAUAAUUUAUUAUUCAUUAUAGAUGUUGCCAUCAUUUCUGCUGCUGUUUGUUUUUUGGCAGCCUAUACUUUUACAAAACUGUUACAAUAAAAGAAAAGUGGUUUUGUUGUAAAUUCCCUCAAA
Messenger RNA from Solea solea (common sole), 1805 nucleotides. RefSeq names its product coiled-coil domain-containing protein 112-like. Bases 119 to 1630 code for a protein of 503 amino acids. The transcript has 13 exons. The record is from RefSeq and is a predicted model, not a curated record. NCBI's taxonomy places the organism in Eukaryota, Metazoa, Chordata, Actinopteri, Pleuronectiformes, Soleidae.